AUGCGAACCUCCGCGCGCGCCCUUCUCCCGUCGCGUCCGCGCGCGCGCGCGAACGUCCAGUCGACGUCAUCGCGCUCGACCCCGCGGUCGCGCCCGAGGGCGAAGCGAUCGAGCGACGAGGAAGAGGACGAGACGCGCGAGCGAACGGAAUCGAACGACUUCUUCGACGCGACGGGACGAUUGGAAGACGUCGCGUUGAUCGUCGGUGACGUCUGCGCGCUGUGGACGCUGACGCUGUGUGAAACCGUGAGCGCGGUGAGCGCUAAACCCUCGUUUCCGGGAUGGUUGGCGCCAGUGGAGAUUAGCGCGCGGGACGGUGCCGCGUUCGCGGCUCGAGCGAUGUGGGCGCUUGGCUGUUGGGUGGUCGCGAGUGCGGUGAUCUCGAACGCGUACGAGGUGGAUGAUUUCGCGACGCCGAGCGCGAACAAGGCGUGUCGAGAAGUCGCGAAAGCCUGGAUGGCGUGGGCGCCGCUGCAAGCCAUCGAGCGCGUGAUCGCCAUCUCUGGCAACUUAGAGGAACCAAACGAGUCGAUCGGUGUGCUCGCGUCGACGCUGACGGCGUUAGGUGUCCUCGUCUCGUGGAGGUGCUACGCCAAGGUAUUCUCGUUACUGGAGCCGAGCGCCAACGCGUCGAAUCGUGAGCGGGACGAUGUCGAGUGGGGGGAGUUUUUUCGCGUCUUGGGUGGCGUUGCGGCGCUAAGCGUCGCCACGUCCGGCGCUGAGAUGGUUUACUACAGCGACCAGAUGAGCGAUUUAUUCUUGUCGUGA
Ostreococcus tauri is the source of this 768-nucleotide messenger RNA. RefSeq names its product unnamed product. The transcript is spliced from 2 exons. The record is from RefSeq and is a predicted model, not a curated record. NCBI's taxonomy places the organism in Eukaryota, Viridiplantae, Chlorophyta, Mamiellophyceae, Mamiellales, Bathycoccaceae. The coding region runs from base 1 to 768 and encodes 255 amino acids.